GCGUCGAGAGAUGCCAGCAGAUAAUAAAGGGGAGUCGGCGAUGCGGUUCCAGGCAAUCACUGGUGUUUAGAAUGCCCUCGUCCAGCGUAUUUGAGCCUGCUUGCCGGGGCACCUAUGAGAGCUGCCAGCACAAUGAAUUGGCUUCGAGGGAUUUGCACAAACUACUAGCUCCUAGUGGAACUAAUGAUAAUGCGUCGCGAAAUUCAGUCGCACAUUUCCCAGCAACAGGACGACUGGUAUCUGUGGAAACAGCCACCAAUCCAAAUAAGGGGGUGCAUUUGAAUAAUACUGAGGAGUCCGAUCCGAAAUGGUUUGGCUUUCGUACUGCCCGCGAACAGCAAUCGCUGGAUGAUUUAAAGAAAAAAAAUCCACAGGGUGUAAGCGCUCCAUCCGAUAUCAUGAAUUACAGGAAAAAGACUCUCGGAGGACGGCGUACGGUUCAUUCAAAUUAUGUGCCGCCCACAGGGCAAGGGCAGGGCCAAAAUGACAACCGCAGCAAGGGCAGUUCCAGCGCAGGCAACAUUCCGGCUUCGCUGUCGCAUCUUGAUGCUCAAAUGGUUGAGCAAAUAAUGGGGGAGAGCAUGCACAACUUCAAGAAUGUGGCCUGGGAAGAUAUUGCCGGCUUGGAAUCUGCCAAAUCAACAUUCCUGGAAGCCAUUAUUCUGCCGCUGCGGCGUCCCGAUUUGUUCACUGGCGUGCGCUGUCCCCCACGAGGUGUUCUGUUGUUUGGUCCGCCUGGGACCGGUAAGACAUUGAUAGCCAAAAGUAUUGCCUCUCAAGCCAAGGCAAAGUUCUUCAGCAUCAAUCCCUCCACCCUUACUUCCAAGUGGGUGGGCGAGGCCGAGAAGCUGGUGAAGACUUUGUUUGCUGUGGCUGUUGCCCAUCAGCCAUCCAUUAUCUUUAUCGAUGAGGUUGACUCACUUCUAUCGAAGCGUUCUGGCAACGAGAACGAGAGCACGUUGCGCCUGAAAAAUGAGUUCCUGAUACAUUUGGAUGGUGCUGCCACCAACGAUGAGCAUCAGAUUCUGGUUAUAGGAGCCACUAAUCGGCCACAGGAGCUCGAUGAGGCAGUGCGUCGACGCUUUGUGCGCCGCUUGUAUGUCCCACUGCCCACAAAGGAGGCACGUCAACAAAUCAUCGAAAAGAUACUCGCCCAAGUGAAGCACAGUCUUAGUUCGCCCGAAAUCAAUGAGCUGGCGGAGCUCACUGAUGGCUACUCAGGGGCGGAUGUAGAUAGCCUGUGUCGUUAUGCAUCAAUGGCUCCGCUGCGUUCGCUUACCAACUCCCAGAUGGAGGUUAUACAGCCGCAUCAGUUGCCUGCCGUAACCAUGGAGGACUUUAAAAAGGCUCUGAAAGUGAUUUCCAAGAGUGUUUCUCCGGAGGAUUGCCAACGAUUUGCCGAAUGGAAUGAAAUCUAUGGCAUCAGACACUGAGAAAAGGUGAUUUUACAUUCGAAAAGUUCUUCGAGUUAAAAACUAUGCGGGGGCAGUUGGAAAAUUGCGUGCGAAGUUUUCUUAUUC
Messenger RNA from Drosophila persimilis, 1520 nucleotides. RefSeq names its product fidgetin-like protein 1. Gene Ontology annotation, molecular function: ATP binding; microtubule severing ATPase activity; ATP hydrolysis activity. Lineage: Eukaryota; Metazoa; Arthropoda; Insecta; Diptera; Drosophilidae. The transcript has 7 exons. The coding region runs from base 72 to 1433 and encodes 453 amino acids. The record is from RefSeq and is a predicted model, not a curated record.